Molecule: messenger RNA, 429 nt
Organism: Aureobasidium melanogenum CBS 110374
Lineage: Eukaryota; Fungi; Ascomycota; Dothideomycetes; Dothideales; Saccotheciaceae
Exons: 1
Coding region: 1-429 (142 amino acids)
Source: RefSeq, a predicted model, not a curated record
AUGGUCAAAGAUCCUUCCCGCUUCGCUCUGGAGAUCUUGACUCUCAUCGCCAUGCUUACCAAUGUUGAAGACCUCCCAAGUUUCCGUCUGGUCUGUAGGGCUUUUCAUGAUGUUGCAACCAGAUGGUUUGGAGAAGCAUUCUUUACUGAGCGCGCACACGUCCUCUCGCACAUCAGCAUGGCUGAACUACUGCUGAUGUCCAGCAACUCGAAAGUCGGUCCGUAUAUACGACAGUUAGGCUUCAACAGCAUUCUGCUUCCUCUGCCCUCGUUCAUCCGCGCUCAUGAAACAGGCUUGAAUGGACGAGCCUUAGUCUCCAGAGCAGCCGCUCGUCAUGAGCAGUUUGUGUGCCUUGAGAGCGGUAUCUUCGAGCAACAGCUUAUGCUUGUGUUGCACAAUUUCAAGAUCUGGGGCAGCCAUCCUAUUUAG